CUCCGGGCCCGGCAGCCGCGCUUGGCGGCGGCGCCCCCCCUCCCCGGCCGCCCGUCCGGCCGCCCCGGCCUCGGCUCCGCGGGGGACACCAUGUACUGGCUGGCGGCGCAGGGAGGCCGGCGCCCGGCGGGGAUGUUGGGUUAACGGCAUGGAGAACAGUCACCCCCACCACCACCAUCACCAGCAGCCCCCGCCGCAGCCCGGCCCUUCGGGCGAGAGGAGGAACCACCAUUGGAGAAGUUACAAGUUGAUGAUUGACCCGGCUCUGAAAAAGGGGCACCAUAAACUGUACCGCUAUGAUGGGCAGCAUUUCAGCCUGGCGAUGUCCAGCAACCGCCCGGUGGAAAUUGUCGAAGAUCCCCGGGUCGUCGGGAUCUGGACCAAAAACAAGGAGCUGGAGCUCUCGGUGCCCAAAUUCAAGAUCGAUGAGUUCUACGUGGGCCCAGUGCCUCCGAAGCAGGUGACAUUUGCCAAGCUGAAUGAUAACAUCCGCGAAAACUUCCUGAGGGACAUGUGCAAGAAGUAUGGGGAGGUGGAGGAGGUGGAGAUUUUGUACAACCCCAAGACCAAGAAGCACCUGGGCAUUGCCAAGGUGGUCUUUGCCACGGUAAGGGGCGCCAAGGAGGCCGUCCAGCACCUGCACAGCACAUCGGUCAUGGGCAACAUAAUCCACGUGGAGCUGGACACCAAAGGGGAGACCCGCAUGCGCUUCUAUGAAUUGCUGGUCACCGGCCGAUACACCCCCCAGACCCUCCCGGUGGGUGAACUGGACGCCAUCUCUCCAAUUGUGAAUGAGACCCUGCAGCUGUCGGACGCCCUCAAGCGCCUCAAGGAUGGCAGUCUGUCUGCAGGCUGUGGCUCUGGCUCCUCCUCAGUCACCCCCAACAGCGGUGGGACACCUUUCUCCCAGGACACAGCCUAUUCCAGCUGCCGUCUGGACACACCCAACUCCUACGGACAGGGCACCCCGCUCACACCGCGCCUGGGCACCCCCUUCUCGCAAGACUCCAGCUACUCCAGCCGCCAGCCCACGCCCUCCUACCUCUUCAGCCAAGACCCAGCCGCCCCCUUCAAGGCUCGGCGCCAUGAAAGCAAGUUCACGGACGCAUACAACCGCCGCCACGAGCACCACUAUGUCCACAACUCUGCAGUGGCUGCCGUGGCCGGGGCCACAGCCACCUUCCGAGGCUCCUCGGACCUCCCGUUUGGGCCAUUGGGAAGCACCGGAGGCAGCAGCGGCCCUGCCUUCAAGGCCCAGCCUCAGGACUCGGUCACCUUCGCCCACACUCCACCACCCGCCCAGGGGGCUCCCACACCCACCUUCAAGUCAGCUUUCUCCCCAUACCAGACCUCAGCGCCCCCGUUCCCACCUCCCCCAGAGGAGUCUGCAGCAGCUGCCGCAGCUUUUGGGGCCCGGGACAGCACGGACUUCCGCAGGGCACCAGCACCCCCGCCGCUGCCACCCGCCGAGCCCCUGGCCAAGGAGAAGCCGGGCACCCCACCUGGGCCACCACCCCCUGACACCAACAGCAUGGAGCUGGGGGGCCAGCCAACCUUCGGCUGGAGUCCGGAGCCCUGUGACAGCCCGGGGACCCCCACGCUGGAGUCGUCACCUGCCGGCCCGGAGAAACCCCACGACAGCCUGGACUCACGCAUCGAGAUGCUCCUGAAGGAACAGCGCACCAAGCUGCCCUUCCUGCGGGAGCAGGACUCGGAUACCGAGCUGCAGAUGGAAGGCAGCCCCAUCUCCUCCUCCUCCUCCCAGCUUUCCCCACUCGCCCCCUUUGGCGCCAACUCCCAGCCAGGCUUCCGUGGCCCCUCGCCAUCCUCCUCACCGCCCUCCAGCACGGGCCUGGAGGACAUCAGCCCGACCCCACUGCCCGACUCGGAUGAGGACGAUGAGCUGGACCUAGGCCUGGGGCCUCGACCCCCACCUGAGCCCGGCCCCCCGGACCCUUCUGGGCUUACAGCUGAUGUGACCUUGGACUUGGGUGGAGAUAGGACCCCAACUUCAGAAAAGAUGGAUGAGGGCCACCAGUCCUCAGGAGAGGACAUGGAGAUCUCGGAUGAUGAGAUGCCCUCGGCCCCCAUCGCCAGCGCCGACUGCCCCAAGCCCAUGGUGGUGACCCCAGGGGCGGCGGCUGUGGCAGCCCCUAAUGUGCUGGCCCCAAGCCUGCCACUGCCCCCGCCACCUGGCUUCCCACCGCUGCCGCCGCCACCACCCCCACCGCAACCCGGCUUCCCCAUGCCACCUCCACUGCCACCACCCCCUCCCCCUCCCCCACCCCCAGCCCACCCCGCCGUGGCAGUGCCCCCACCGCCUCUGCCGGCGCCACCCCCCGGGGUCCCUCCCCCACCCAUCUUGCCCCCGCUGCCGCCCUUCCCACCUGGACUUUUCCCUGUGAUGCAGGUGGACAUGAGCCACGUGCUGGGCGGCCAGUGGGGUGGGAUGCCCAUGUCCUUCCAGAUGCAGACGCAGAUGCUGAGCCGGCUGAUGACCGGCCAGGGCGCCUGUCCCUACCCACCCUUCAUGGCCGCUGCGGCUGCUGCCGCCUCUGCCGGGCUGCAGUUUGUCAACCUGCCGCCCUACCGUGGCCCCUUCUCCCUGGGCAACAGCGGCCCCAGCCGUGGGCAGCACUGGCCACCCCUGCCCAAGUUUGACCCGUCGGUGCCACCUCCGGGCUACGUGCCCCGCCAGGAAGACCCGCACAAGGCCACAGUGGACGGUGUCCUGCUGGUGGUGCUCAAGGAGCUCAAAGCCAUCAUGAAGCGGGACCUGAACCGCAAGAUGGUGGAGGUGGUGGCCUUCCGGGCCUUUGACGAGUGGUGGGACAAAAAGGAGCGGAUGGCCAAGGCCUCACUGACCCCCGUGAAGUCAGGGGAGCACAAGGAUGAGGACAGGCCGAAGCCCAAAGACCGGAUUGCCUCGUGCCUGCUGGAGUCGUGGGGCAAGGGCGAGGGCCUGGGCUACGAGGGCCUGGGGCUGGGCAUCGGGCUGCGCGGCGCCAUCCGCCUGCCCUCCUUCAAGGUCAAGAGGAAGGAGCCGCCGGACUCGGCCUCGUCUGGGGACCAGAAGCGGCUGCGGCCCUCCACCUCGGUGGACGAGGAGGAUGAAGAGUCCGAGCGGGAACGGGAGCGCGACCCGGCCGACGCCCCCUGCGAGCUGGCCAAGCGGGACCCCAAGGGCGUGGGCGUGCGCCGGCGGCCGGCACGGCCCCUGGAGCUGGACAGCGGCGGGGAGGAGGACGAGAAGGAGUCCUUGUCAGUGUCCUCGUCCUCCUCGGCGUCCUCGACCUCGGGGUCCUCGACCUCCUCACCCUCAUCCUCGGCGUCUGACAAGGAGGAGGAGCGAGAGAGCACGGAGGAGGAGGAGGAGGAAGCGGAGGAGGAAGCGGAGGAGGGGGCGCAGGGCGAGCGAGACCCCAGGAGCCGGGUCUCGUCCUCCUCAUCGACGUCAUCCACGUCGGAGAAGGGUGACGAUGAAGACAGUGAUGACCAGGAAGAGUCCGACAAUGAUGACGACACGGCUGCACUGUCGGAGGCGAGUGAGAAAGACGAAGGGGACUCGGAAGGAGAGGAGACCGUGAGCAUCACGAUGUCCAAGGCCGGCGUCCAGUCGUCCAGCGAGAGCUCCGAGUCUUCGGAGUUUGAGUCCAGCUCCGAGUCCUCAUCCGAGUCCUCCUCUUCGGAGGAUGAAGAGGAGAUGGCAGCGGAGGAGGAAGAGGAGGAGGAAGAAGAGGAGGAGGAAGAGGUGGCAGCAGCGGUGGCAGCAGUGGCAGAGGACACCUUGCCUCCUGCAGGGGCUGAGGACGCUGAGCCGGGCAGGGAGGAGGUGACACUGGCCCCAGGGACACCUGCGGUGGAGCCGCUGGCCCCAGAAGCAGAGGUGGACAUUGAGGCUGAGGACAGAGCCCCUGGCGAGCAGACCCCCGACCUGGAGGAGCCCCCUGUGCCUGUGGCUGCUGAGGAGCCAGUGGGGCUCAAGGAGCCCCCCGAAGAGCUGAGCCCAAACCAGGAAGCAUCCAUGACGAUGUCACCAGCGCCCCCUGCCGAGGAGGUGGAAGCACCACUCCCCACAUCCCCAGAACGAGCUCCAGAGCAAGACGUGGAAGUGGAAACCGAGCCCCCUCCAAUGCCAUCCCUGCCCGUACAUCCACCCCUGCCACCACCCCGGCCCCCUCGCCCACCCAGCCCACCCCCAGAGCCCGAGACCCCGGAGCCCCCGCCCCCUCCUGUGCCUCUGGAGCGCCCUCCCGAGGACCAGCCCCCUCGGACUCCAGGCCUCUGUGGCAGCCUGGCCAAGUCACAGAGCACAGAGACAGUGCCAGCCACUCCCAGCGGGGAGGCCCCACUCUCGGGGGGGAGCAGCAACCUGUCCCUGAGUUCCCCACAGGUGCCUGGCAGCCCUUUCUCCUACCCGUCCCAGUCCCCCAGCUUGGGCAGCGGGGGGCUCCCGCGGACACCGGGCAGGGACUUCAGCUUCACGCCCACCUUCCCUGAAUCCAGCGGGCCCCUGUUGCUCCCUGUGUGUCCCCUUCCUGCCGGCCGGCGUGACGAGCGCCCUGGCCCCCUGGCCUCCCCGGUGCUCCUGGACACAGGCCUUCCUCUCCCACUGCCCCUGCCCCUGCCUCUGCCCCUGGCAUUGCCUGUCCCAGUCCUGAGGGCACAGGCUCGGGCGCCUGGGCAGCUGCCACCCCUGCUCCCUGCCCCUCUUGCCCCCUGCCCGCCCCCCAUCAAGAGGAAACCGGGCAGGCCCCGGAGGUCCCCACCGUCAAUGCUGUCCCUGGAUGGACCCCUGGUCCGACCGCCUGCAGGGGUGACCCUCGGGAGGGAUCUCCUGCUCCUGCCAGGCCAGCCACAGACCCCCAUCUUCCCCAGCACCCAUGACCCCCGGGCUGUGACUCUGGACUUCCGGAACGCGGGGAUCCCGGCCCCCCCACCGCCCCUGCCCCCCCAGCCACCUCCCCCCCCACCUCCGCCCCCCAUCGAGCCCGCCAAGCUGCCCUUCAAGGAACUGGACAACCAGUGGCCUUCUGAGGCCAUCCCUCCAGGCCCUCGUGGGCGGGACGAAGUCACCGAGGAGUACAUGGAGCUGGCCAAAGCACGAGGCCCAUGGCGCCGGCCCCCAAAGAAACGCCACGAGGACCUAGUAGCUCCCUCAGCCUCCCCAGAGCUCUCACCACCCCAACCUCUCUUCCGGCCUCGCUCGGAGUUCGAGGAGAUGACCAUUCUGUAUGAUAUCUGGAAUGGCGGCAUCGACGAGGAGGACAUCCGCUUCCUGUGUGUCACCUAUGAGCGGCUGCUGCAGCAGGACAACGGCAUGGACUGGCUCAACGACACACUCUGGGUCUACCACCCCUCCACCAGCCUGUCUUCUGCUAAGAAAAAGAAGCGGGACGAUGGCAUCCGCGAGCAUGUGACAGGCUGCGCCCGCAGUGAGGGCUUCUACACCAUCGACAAGAAGGACAAGCUCAGAUACCUCAACAGCAGCCGCGCUAGCACCGACGAGCCCCCCACAGACACCCAGGGCAUGAGCAUCCCUGCGCAGCCCCACGCCUCCACCCGGGCUGGCUCGGAGCGGCGGUCGGAGCAGCGCCGCCUGCUGUCCUCCUUCACUGGCAGCUGUGACAGCGACCUGCUCAAGUUCAACCAGCUCAAGUUCCGGAAGAAGAAGCUGAAAUUCUGCAAGAGCCACAUCCACGACUGGGGCCUGUUCGCCAUGGAGCCCAUUGCGGCCGACGAGAUGGUCAUCGAGUACGUGGGCCAGAACAUCCGCCAGGUAAUUGCGGACAUGCGGGAGAAAAGGUACGAGGACGAGGGCAUCGGCAGCAGCUACAUGUUCCGGGUUGACCACGACACCAUCAUCGAUGCCACCAAGUGCGGCAACUUCGCCCGCUUCAUCAACCACAGCUGCAAUCCCAACUGUUACGCCAAGGUCAUCACGGUGGAGUCGCAGAAGAAGAUCGUCAUCUACUCGAAGCAGCACAUCAGUGUCAAUGAGGAGAUAACCUACGACUACAAGUUCCCCAUCGAGGACGUGAAGAUCCCCUGCCUCUGUGGCUCUGAGAACUGCCGGGGGACCCUCAACUAGGCCUGUGGUGCCAACCACGCCCCCCAUUUCAGGUGCUGUCCCUUGUCCCUUGGCCUCAGCAGGGCUUGGCGCCCCAACACUACCCAGGCCCGGCCCGCAGCUCCCGCCUGGCCGCGGAAAGGGCUUCUGUCUCUCACCUGUGUCUCUUUCAUUUAAAAAAAAAAAAUGCUCCUUACAGGAUCUCGUUCAGCUCUGAUACCAACCCGUCUCUGUCCACCCCGCCCGUGUCCCCUGCACCCUCCCUCCAUGUCCUGCAGUCCCUUCCGCCCUCACCGCCAGCGCCGGUCUCUUCUGUGGAUGCUGCUAUGUCUGUGUGUCCUCCUCCUUCCCCUGCCCAUCUAAGAAAAGACAUUUUAACCGUUGAAAUGUGAAGGCAGAAUGAGAGGGGCUCAGUGGGGCGGCGGAGGCCUCACGUGGCCCUGUGUCCCAUCGGUGCGACCCAGGACGUCCCGAGAGGCCUCUGUGCCCCUGGACACCCCGAGCCGAGGCCCACUCCUCAGCGGCCAGAUUGCGCCACCCUGCCCGCCCCCAAAUUCUUGGGUUCGAUGUUUACUUUCUCAUUCAGAUGCCAGCAACGAGGGAGCCCAGUGCAGGCAGAGCGCAGGACAGCGGUCUCCGGCCUCUGCUGCCCUCACCGGCCAGGCCAAGGGGCUCCCGGGCAGGCGGGUCCCCCAGCCCCGCCAUACGGGUUGCCUGAACCCACGUGUGUGUGGCAUUUCUGUUGAUAAGCUUUCCGCUCACCCCACGGCUGUGGCCCCCUCUCCCAGCUCUGCUAGAGCAUAUUUAUUUUCGGAGUGAGCAUUUUGUUUCUCCCAGAGAAAGGAAAAUCUUGCGAAAGAUUUUAAAACUCAGAUCUUCUACGUCUUUUGACAGCUUCCCCCUCCCUCACCCUUUCUCCCUCUUCCCCCCACCCCUCCUUUUCAGGGUUUAUUUCCAUGAAUUUUUUUUUGUGCGUGUAUAAAAUCAAAACGAAGGGAAAAAAAUAGGUUUUUGAAGUUCAGAACCAACUUCUGUAUAUAGACUGCCAUAAAGGACUUUUUCUUGGGAACAUUGUUUCUUGUAGAAACAUGUGGGAAGACUUUUUUGCUCAUUUCUUUGUACUUCCAAAAAAAAAAAAAAAAAAAAAACCCACAAAAAAUAAAAAAAAAAAGACACACAAAAGCAAGUCCCCAGUCCCCCGAAAGCAGAGCCGGCGUGUACAUCAUUCCGGACCGGCCACGGGUCCCCACCGAGAUGCGUCUGAGCCCGCUCUGCAGACGGCUGGCGGCCGCCUCUGGUAUCUCAGCUUGUGUCAAGCUUGUUAUCAUGUAAAUUCUGUACAAAGAAUUGUUAUUUUUUCCUUUUCUCUUUUUUUUUUGUCGUUGGUGGUUUUGUUGUGUUUUUUUUUUUUAAUUUCUUCUCCCCAGGCCCUCUCUGUGUGCGACUGUGCCCACGGGUUUCCAAAGGUCUGGGAAAUCAGUGGCCUUAACACAGAGACGGGUUUACCUGGGCCCAGCGGCGACCUUCUCUUCCGAUGCAGUUUUCCGCCUAAUUGUGCAACUGAGGAAAUAUUUAUUUUUUACACGUGGAAAUGGUGUGGCUUGUAGAGACGGCUGACUUAAGUUACUUAUGCAACCCCCAAGGGGCUGUCUUCAUGCUAUCCCCCCGUUAAACAAGUGGGAGAGACCAGGGGAACCCACUGGAACCCUGGCCUGGCCGCAGCCCGGGUCGCCCGGCGGCCGUGUGCCUGCAGAGGCCGGCCCCUCUCCCCAAGUCCCCGGGUGACUCCGGAAUGGUUUGCAAUAAUCCACGUUAUGUGUUGGCCCAUUUCCCCCUGCGUUGAACAAAUCUCUACUUUUGAAGUGUAGGGGGAGGGUUCUGCUUUUUUUUUUUUUCCUUUUUUUUUUCCUCUCCCUCUGCAAAGAAGAGAACAGAUAAACUUUAGGGCUGUUUGUACAUAGACUCUGCCAUCCAUAUGUCACUUGUUUUGAAGAGAAGUGUUUCCCUUGUGGGUGUGUCUUGCUGUAAAUAUUUGUUCAUAUUUUUGUGAAUUCAAUACUAUGUACCAUUGUAUUAUAGUAACUUUUAUAAAGCAAACCAUAAAUAUACUGACUUUUCUUACAGAGA
Messenger RNA from Cavia porcellus (domestic guinea pig), 8197 nucleotides. RefSeq names its product SET domain containing 1B, histone lysine methyltransferase (gene Setd1b). Bases 149 to 6091 code for a protein of 1980 amino acids. The record is from RefSeq and is a predicted model, not a curated record. The transcript is spliced from 17 exons. Gene Ontology annotation, molecular function: histone H3K4 methyltransferase activity; RNA binding; protein binding. Gene Ontology annotation, cellular component: Set1C/COMPASS complex. NCBI's taxonomy places the organism in Eukaryota, Metazoa, Chordata, Mammalia, Rodentia, Caviidae.